This is a messenger RNA of Fusarium mangiferae, 492 nucleotides long. RefSeq lists its product as uncharacterized. Lineage: Eukaryota; Fungi; Ascomycota; Sordariomycetes; Hypocreales; Nectriaceae. The record is from RefSeq and is a predicted model, not a curated record. The transcript has 2 exons. Bases 1 to 492 code for a protein of 163 amino acids.
AUGAGGAAAGACCAGUCUCGGCGCUUAGAAACGCCACCAUCAUCUCCUUGUCACACAAAUACACAUCAAGGCACUCCGCCUUUCACCACUUUGAACGGCAGUUUCACCACUUCUCUUCCAAAGAACAAGACCAAUGUCAUAUGGGCCUCUGGUGAUAGCGCGCAUUUCGAAGAGUCCCCCACAGGUUCUAAUCGAUGUGUCACCUACAGGCUUGCCACGGAGCCUGGAACCGACCGAUUGAGCCCUGUGCCGAUCCUCGUCACUGGCACCGCCCCAGUACUUGGUACUUGGUAUGUACCGCCUAACCAGGGUCUACCUGCGAUGUUCAAGGUUCAGGCCAGGCUCGAUGGCCGCGACUGGAUCCUUUCUACGGAUAAUACCAAGGUCACCUCGCAAAACAUGGUAAAUGUGGCGGUCCAGAACAUGUCUCUACUUCAGCCGGUCUUCGACAUUCCUAUGUGUAUAGCUGGUGACUGGGCCAGGGCAAUUUAG